Messenger RNA from Carassius auratus (goldfish), 750 nucleotides. RefSeq names its product solute carrier family 12 member 5-like. Bases 314 to 685 code for a protein of 123 amino acids. The transcript is spliced from 4 exons. The record is from RefSeq and is a predicted model, not a curated record. Lineage: Eukaryota; Metazoa; Chordata; Actinopteri; Cypriniformes; Cyprinidae.
GAGUGUGUUCCAUCAUCCAGAAAACUCCAACCACUCUGAGCUGUCAUACCCUCCUCCUACAAAAGAGAGAUAGAGGGGGAGUCACACUACAGCCAAGAGAGGAGAGGAGAGCGUGAGAAGAAGAGAAUCAGAGGAGAAAAACACGCAUCUCGUUCCAUCCACCUUUAAUUUCCUCUGGGCUCUUGGCAGGGGAAGGCAGGUGCGCAAAUCUCUCCAUCUUUUUCUCGCACCUCUCCUCGUUUGGCCGUUCUUCUGCUUUUCUCCCCAAAGUGGAGGAGAGUUUUGCGGAAGCGAAGGGAUUCGCAGACGCAGGAUGGUCAACAACCUGAUUGAAUGCGAGGAGGAAGAGGCAGCCGCCAACAGUCAGGUGGUCAACACCACCUGUCCACCCAAGAAAGGAGAUGGUAACCCAAAGGAGAGCAGUCCAUUCAUCAACAGCACUGACCCAGAGAAGAACCAGCAAUAUGACGGCAAGAACAUGGCUCUGUUUGAGGAGGAGAUGGACACAAUUCCCAUGGUAUCGUCUCUUCUCAGCAGUCUUGCCAACUACUCAAACCUGCCCCAGGGCAGCAAAGAACACGAGGAGGCGGAAAACAAUGAAGGCUCACGCAAGAAACCUGUCCAGGUAGACAUAAAUGCUUACAGCACGCUCUCAGAGCAGCAGAUAUCACACAAUUUCAUCUAGCUCUCAAUAGCUACAGGUGUAAAUUAAUUGUCUGCUGCCAGACAGAGCGUAUAAACAUAGCAGUG